AUGGCAUCGGUUUACGCCACCCUAGCCUACUGGCUCGUAAACCACCCCAACAUUGCCAAUUUUACGUGGACUGAAGGUGAAACCCUUGGCUCCACAGUAUUCUUCGUCUUCGUUGUAGUCUCCGUUUAUCUCUCGGCCACAUUCCUCCUUCGAUAUGUCAUGGUUUCACUCCCCGCACUCGGUCCACGAAUCCUCAAACCAAUCACAGCCAUCCACAGCCUUAUCCUCUGCCUCCUCUCCCUAACCAUGGCCGUUGGUUGCACUCUCUCCCUAGCCUCGUCGCCUGACAUUGUGCCAUCAAACCCUACAGCGCGUUUCUUCCGGUCGAUUUGUUUACCCCUCGACGUGAAGCCUAGUGGACCGCUCUUCUUUUGGGCUCAAGUCUUCUACCUCUCGAAGAUCCUUGAGUUUGGAGACACACUCCUCAUCAUACUCGGCAAAUCAUUCCAACGGCUCUCGUUUCUCCAUGUGUAUCACCAUGCAGUGGUUGUGAUCAUGUGCUUUGUUUGGCUUCGAACUCGACAAUCCAUGUUUCCCUUCGGGCUAGUGGCUAAUUCGACGGUCCAUGUCAUCAUGUACGGUUACUACUUCCUAUGCGCCAUAGGAUGUAGGCCGAAGUGGAAGAGGCUGGUGACGGAUUGUCAGGUUUUGCAGUUUCUUUUGGCAUUUGGGUUUGCCGGUUGGAUGUUCCAAGAGCAUGUUUUCGGGUCGGGAUGCUCUGGUUUUUGGGCAUGUGGUUUCAACGGUGUGUUUAAUGCUUCUCUCUUGGCUCUCUUCUUCAACUUCCGCUCCAAGAAUUAUGCCAAGAAGACAAUACUGGAUACGUGGGCAGAAAUGAUUAAAGAUGUUGGUAAAAAGGCGAUUGGAUCCAAAAAGAUUGAUUAAAUAAUUUUGAAUGGUUAAAUAU
Messenger RNA from Eruca vesicaria subsp. sativa (arugula), 907 nucleotides. Lineage: Eukaryota; Viridiplantae; Streptophyta; Magnoliopsida; Brassicales; Brassicaceae. The record is from the annotation of a GenBank genome assembly.